Molecule: messenger RNA, 1356 nt
Organism: Pyrgilauda ruficollis (rufous-necked snowfinch)
Lineage: Eukaryota; Metazoa; Chordata; Aves; Passeriformes; Passeridae
Gene: MAB21L4
Product: mab-21 like 4
Exons: 6
Coding region: 1-1356 (451 amino acids)
Source: RefSeq, a predicted model, not a curated record
AUGGGGGCAAGCGAGGGCAGGUCUGAGGGCAGCAGCAGAGCUGCCAUGGAAGCCAACACCUCCCUCUGGCACAGCUACCUCGGGGUGAUCGUGUCCCGCGAGAGGCAGCGCAUGGAGCAUUUCCAGCGGGCCGAGGACAUCCUGCUCACCCUGCUGGAGAGUGUCCAUGCCAGGGAUCCCCGCUUCCUCGUGGACUACGCCAGGAACCUGGAAGCCUUCGAGUUCGCUCUCUGUGCCUCUGAGGACGCUGUCACUCUCGAGGUGCCCCUGCGCGUUGACGGCGAUACCCUGCGUGUGCUGGCAUGCCAGAGCAGGGACAGCCCGGGCAGGCAUCCUUCAGAGCUGAACACCUGCUGCCUGGAAGUGCGCUCUCCAGAGACUGAUUUGGAGGACUGGACUGGUGGUGUGGAUGUGAUGGAGCACGGAGGUGGUGCGGGGUGCCUGCUUCCAGGCAAAAUCCUCCAGCACCUGAAAGAGCUCCUUGUUUCAGCCAUCGUGCACUGCCAACGCCUCUUCCUGCUUCAGCCAGGUGACAUCAGUGCUGAAAAUCUGCGGGAAGAUGCCAUGGAGCUCUCCCUGCUGAUCCGCGGCAGCUGGAAGACCAUUCGCUUUGACAUCGUUCCUGUGGUGAGGAGGCAGCAGGAGCCGCUGCAGCUCCAGAGGCGGCAGGGCGGCAGGGGCUUCCCCGAAGGCAGCCUCAGCAGGGCCACGGAGGAGGCUCACUUUGUCCCUGCCUCUCCCCGCUGCUGGAGAUCCUCCAGUCACCUUCCCAUCCUGAAGCUGCUCCGAGGAGUGGACACCCUGAAGGGGCCCCGUCUGGACAGCCUUCGCCUGCUCGACCAGCUCCGUGACCAGGACUGGGGAGGGCAGGCUGGGAGAGGCACUCUCACUUUCCAACACCUCAAGAUGGUGUUGCUGUGGAGCACAGAGCUCUUCCCCUCCCCGGAGGACUGGCAGGACCUGGAAGGCUCUGUCUACAGGCUCUUGGUGAUCCUUCUCCGCUGCCUGGCCAUCCAGCACCUGCCCCACUUCCUGAACCCAGAGGAAAACCUCUUCCAAGGAGCUGCCCCAGACCUUGCCUCCCUCUACCAUAAAGUGGAGAGCUUUGCCUGGGACCCCCAACGCUUCCUGCGCUUCCAUUUUGGCCUCCACGGGUUCAGUGGCAGCUGCCAGGCAGACACGGAGACCCGAGCCCUGCUGCAGCUCCCCACCAAGGAUGGGUCCUGCUGGGACACAGCCUACUUUGACGUGCUGCUCAGCCAGUUUCAGGUGUACCGGAUCCAGGACAGUGCACGCCGCGCUGCAGCGUCCCAGCUCCUCUCCAGGAUCCGCCAAGAAAUCCCUCAGCAGAGCUGA